Molecule: messenger RNA, 3243 nt
Organism: Coregonus clupeaformis (lake whitefish)
Lineage: Eukaryota; Metazoa; Chordata; Actinopteri; Salmoniformes; Salmonidae
Product: zinc finger protein 878-like
Exons: 9
Coding region: 112-2433 (773 amino acids)
Cellular component (GO): nucleus
Source: RefSeq, a predicted model, not a curated record
AGCCGAAAAGGUGUUUAUUUGCUGGCUAGGAUAGCUAACUAGCUAGUAUAUUUGUUAGAUAAGACAUUCCUUCUAUUUCUUUUCAUAAAAAUCCGAAGCAAGAGGGGAAAUAUGGAAUCCCCCUUUCCUCUGCCCUCCCUGGGCUUCCUGGUCCCUCCUCUCCGGAUGAUGUCAGCGGUCAUGUGGCAUGUGGUGCGCCAGGGCAACACAAAGCAUUAUGGGAAACUGGAGGAGUUUGUAUCCAUGGUCACAGAGGUGGUUCCAGAUCUCCUGUCCAACAGACAGAAGUGGCUGCUGACCCUGGCUCUCAGAGGACGGGUGUGUCUACAACUAUUAGGGUCUGGGCAUCCGGAUGACCUCAAGGCUGUUCAAAGCCACCUGGAUAGAAUCACAGCAUCUGGUCUCAAAGAGUCAAACGAUGCAGCGAUUGAAUUUGCUGAAGCCAACUUCCUGAAACUGAUCCAGAGCCUAGUGGAAGACCCAGAUAGGAGGAAACACUUCUUCAAGGUUGUGUUCCCGGUGAAGUAUGGACCUAACUUUGACUCAGCGCUGCAGAAUCUGGUGUAUCAUUUGCUGUCCAGACUAGAGGACCUACUGCCCAUCCCUGACUUCAAACAGACUGCUUUGUUGAUCAGUGCUGCCCCCUCUGUUCUGGAGGACUCAAUGCACUGUGUCUCCCAUGGGGAGGAUCUGAAGUCUCUGCUACAGAACCAACAGUGCCACGGGAAACUCAAGCUGCCCAAGAGCGCUCCCUUGCGGACAGAGGACCGCCUCCUCAUCUCCUUAUCCUUCCCUCCCUCUCUGAGACUGGCCAAUGCCUCGCGCCCCAGCGCCAGCAAAUCAGAAGGCUUCCCUGACUGUGAGAACCCGCCCCCGCAGGUCAGAGAUUACCAGGGGACUAUGACUGACAGUUUGAGUGGCCAAUGGGCUGAGUCCAAAGCAAGUAUAGAUCAAAACAGGAUUGGAACAGAUUCAGUAGAACACCAAGGAGGUUCUCAAAGAAAGGACAACCAGAAGGACAACCAGAAGGACAACCAGAAGGACAACCAGAAGGACGUGAAGGAGAAAGGUGUGGAAAGACAACGUGUGCAGUUGUCUGAGGAAGGAAGGAAAGCACUAGACACUGAGCACCAAUACUCACUGAGCACCAACACUGGUCCUCAGACUGCUGAGCAAGACACGGCCCCAUCAGCCAGCCAACAAGCUGCCUCAGUCUCUGCCCAGAGCACUACCUCAACAUCCACCAACACUACACAAGGGCCCCCAACAUCCAACUCCAGCACCGUAUCAUCCUCCACCCCUGCCUCCAGCACCGUAUCGUCCUCCACCCCUGCCUCCAGCACCGUAUCGUCAGAGCAGCCUCGGCGGCGCGUUGCCCAUAAGUGCCCCCAGUGUGGCCGUUGUUUCAUCUACCGCUAUAAGAUGCUCGAGCACCAGAGACUCCAUACAGGGGAGAACCCUUACAAGUGUUCCCAGUGUGGCAAGACCUUCAGAAGGUCCUCGGAGAUGUCCACCCACCGCCGGACACAGUGCUCCAACGCGGCCUACGUCUGUAUCAAAUGUGGAAGCAGUUUUGGGUCGGGCAGAGAGCGGGUCAGCCACCGGUGUUGUGGUAGCAAAGCGGCGGCGCCGAAGUUUGAAUGUCCGCAGUGCGGGAAGAAUUUCAAGUGGCACAACUCGUUAAAGAAACACCUGGUAACCCACACCAGGAAGAAGGGCUUCAAUUGCAGGUACUGUGGUGAGGGGCCGUUCCCAGGCGUGGCCGAGCUGAGGACCCACCAGAAGGCCCAUGACGGAGAAGAGAAGCCCUACAAGUGUGAACAGUGUGGAAAGUGCUUCAGCUCCCAGGGCUGGCUACAUGGGCAUGAGCAGCGUCACUCCCAAGAGAGGUCCAAGAUCUGCCCCAGCUGUGGAAAGGCCUUCAGAUGCAAAGGAGACCUGAAGCUCCACAUGCGGACCCACACCGGCGAGAGGCCGUACCAGUGCACCUACUGCGCCAAGCGGUUCUCUGUGAACGGAAACCUGACUAUCCACAUCAGAACACACACGGGGGAGAAACCUUUCCUCUGCUCCGACUGCGGCAAGGCUUUCUGCUCUGCGGGAGAGCUGCAGAUCCACAGGAGAACACACACUGGGGAGAGACCGUACAAGUGCACCGUCUGCGAGAAAGGCUUCACCAUGGCUAGUCAGGUGACUCUCCACAUGCGGAUACAUACGGGGGAACGACCCUACGUGUGUCACGAGUGUGGAAAGGCAUUUCGUCGCGGUGCGGAGUUGAAGACCCACAUCCUGAAUCACACUGGGGUGAGACCGUACCCCUGUCGUCUCUGUUCUAAGACGUACACCUGCCUCAGUCACCUGAAGAGACAUUUGAAGACUCACGGGGCCCAGUCGGUGGAUAUGAGCAGUGGCUUGUCUGUAGCUGCUGUGUAAUAGACCAUUUUGAAGAGUUAACAACAUGUUUUGUCAAUUUAAAUAUUUUAUUUUCUGACGGCAGCUUACGCUGCUUAUAUUAAGAGGUAGUUGACUGAACCCAGUAAGGAUCAUCUCCGUGUGACGGGGUAUGUUUGGUUAUUGCUACUAUCAGGUUUAAGACUGUUGCUAUGCUUCUAGAGCAAGACAAGUUAAAUAUUUAUUUGCUGCAGUUCUAGGCGUUUUUAUAAUAAUUUUGAUCGUGUCUUAGAUUGAAGCUUUUGGAUGGCUGUGGUAGCUAGAGUUUCUGUUCAUCUCACAUGCCAAGUUAAUCAGCAAUGGAAAGUGGUUUGUUGACUAACAGAACUAUUGGUUGUGGAGACAUGGAGGCCUCGCCCAACCCACCUUAAUUAUGAGGGUAUGCGAUCAUGUUUUUUACCCUAUUUUUCAAUAAACACAUUUUCUGCAGAAGAAAUUACUCACUUAAACUCAAUUUCACACUGACUUGACCUUGGUCAAAUUGUAUUUUACAAAGAACGAAUUAUUGUUUUGAAUAUGUUCAUUGAAAUGAAAAUAUUGAAAAUGAUUUCUUGACUAUUGACAUUUCUAUUAAGCUUCUAUAAUAUAAUACUAUUUAAGAGUCCAAUAACAAUGUAGAAAAAUAAGUUAUUUAUCCUCAACUUCUCUGUCUCCACUCCCAUUGGAUUGCACGUCGAACACAGAGUUGGGUGUAUGUGGAAGCCUCUGUGUCCGACGAGGCGUUGGUCUUUGAGGAGAGCGAGCCAAAAGGGGGCAUCUGAAAUCAAGAACAGGGUUCAGUGAGAGAAAGAC